AUGAAAAGGAAGUACCACAAUCCCGAUUCACUUUACUCGAAAUGGAGGACUGCCAACCAAUCCAUAAUGGAGUUUAACGACAUCUACCUGAAUGCGAUCUGCAAACUCCAAAACGGCGUCACUGAGGUGGAUGUCAUGGCUAAAGUUCAUCAGAUUUACAAGGCAAAAUUCGAAAGAUCGUUUUCCAAUGAGUCGUUUUGGGGAGUUAUGAUGAGAAAAUUGAAAAUGGUUAGAUCUAAAAAGAUUAACAUCUACAAUGAUGAGCCAUGUCAAGUUCUAACCCGUCCUAUGGGACGAUACAAAGAAGAAAGAAAGCUCAAUGGUGCUCAAAUCUCAUCGACUGAAGUGGAGUAG
Molecule: messenger RNA, 354 nt
Organism: Lactuca saligna
Lineage: Eukaryota; Viridiplantae; Streptophyta; Magnoliopsida; Asterales; Asteraceae
Source: the annotation of a GenBank genome assembly